CAGCCGGGAGUGAAAACACUUCCGUUUUUUCAGGAGGUCAAAAUGAACUGAUGAACUGUCAUCCGCAUCUUCAGCACUGGAAUUUUAAAUGAGUGCAAAAAGAACAGAUGCAUCAUUAAUUCUCAAUGGAUGGCGCUUAAGGUUAUGUGAAAGUGGCAUAGCUUGACUUUACAUCCAAUUUAAUAAUAAUGUUGCAGUUAAAAAAAAACUAAAAAAACAAAGACAUUUAUAAAGGGAUUAGCAGAUGCAUUUAUUUACUUGAUGGAAGAAUAAUAAUGUUUUAUAUGUAAUAUUUUCAGAAUUGCGUUAGAAUCAGAUAUAUGUGCAGGUAUUGAGAUAGAUAAUUCAGUGAUCGAAAGAUUAUAUGAAGAUGGAAAAUGAAUUUGUGCAGGCCUUGCACAAAAUUUCUUUAACCCUUUGUAGCAUUUUCUCCCUACUAAGGGGAAUCUAAUUUAAUAGGAUAUAAUCUUCAUCUGAUUGGCUAUUCUGUGCAUUAAAAAAAAAGUGUGUCCCACUAUCUGUCCGGAAUUAACUUUUGGUCAGCUUCCAUUGAUGCCCUCACGUCAGCAUUUCUGUGCUAAGUCUGAAGUCUGAAACUUCACCUGUUUUAUAUGUUCUUGUUAUCUAAAAUCUCACUUGAUCCAUAGAAUCCUUUAAAUGUCUGAACAACAACAGUGAUCAAAAAGGAUUACAGCCAACCAUGCAAAUAUACUGGAUUUAACCUUUGAUUGUUUUUUUGCAAACUUUACAUUUUUGGGUAUUUUAAUAUAUUUUAUUUUGUUUCUGGUAUUAAAUUCAUUACCAAAAGUAAAGAGCUAUCGAAGACCUUAGGCAGAACAUUAUUUAUUGUCAUAAAGCUAGAGAAGGAUACAAGAAGAUUUCUAAGCAUUUGAGCAUCCCAAUUUCAACUGUUGUUUCUAUUAUCACGAAGUACAAGACUCAAGGUACAGUCACAAUGUUCCCUCGGUCUGGAAGAAAGAAGGUUCUUUCACCAAGAACAAGUAGAAGAAUUGUGCGGAAGGUUAAUAACAAUCCGAGGUUGACUGCCAAAGAUAUUCAAUGUGAAUUGGCUGCAAGGUUGAGUAUUGCAUUGUGAAGGUCUUAAUGGCCGCAGGCCAAGGAAAAAGCCAUUGUUAGGAAAACAUCACAAGGACAAUCGCUUAAAGUUUGCAAAAUGGUAUUUAAAUGAUGGGUAUGAGUUCUGAUCAAAGGUUUUGUGGAGUGAUGAAAUAAAAAUCGAACUAUUUGGUCACGGUGAUAGUCAUGUUGGAGAAAGUCUGGUGAGGCGUACAAAGAAAAGAACACCAUACCUACUGUCAAGCGUAGAGGUGGUAAUAUCCUUCUAUGAAGCUGUCUUUCCUCUAAUGGCACAGGAAAUUUAGUUCCAAUACUUGGUAAAAUGGAUUCCAUAACAUACCAAAAGAUAUUGGCCAAUCAUCUGAAACCCUCCGCUACAAAACCUGAUUUAAAGCGCAACUGGACAUUCCAACACAACAACGAUCCAAAGCACUGAUCAGAAUCUACUUCAGAAUGUUUAAAGAAGAAUAAAGUCAAGGUUCUGGAAAAGCCUAGUCAAAGUCCUGAUCUAAACCCGAUUGAGUAUCUUUGGUAUGAGUUGAAGAAGGCUGUGCACAAGAGAAGUCCUCGGACUUUGAAUGAACUGGAACAAUUUUGCAUUGAAGAAUGAUCAAAAAUCAGUAAUCAUGCCAAAAUCUCAUUGACAAAUAUCCUAAUCGUUUUAAAGAGGUUAUUAUUGCUAAAGGUGCCUCAACUAGCUAUUAAUUUUAUUUUCCUUGUCAUGGUAUGAAUACUUUUGAAUUAGCAUUUUUGGAGUUUUGCAAAUAAUGUAGACAUCUAUUUCUUGUAACUUUUUUUCCUCAUCCUCAUCAGACAAGCUGCUGUGUGAAUCUGUUUGUUGUUUCUGGUGUGGCCCAGGCUGACAGGGGCCAGGAAUAGUCAUCCCAAUAAACCAUGGAUUCGAGUACCUGUCUCCUUCCUUCAUUUUCCACGGUGUUCUCUCCUUGCCUGACAGCCUAAACCUGCACAGAGAGCAGCAGAGGUCCAACAAACCAGGAGAAGUGCACAUGUACAGCCAGUCUGAACUGAGGACCAUCGAGCAGUCCCUGCUUGCAACUCGUGUGGGAAGCAUUGCUGAGCUCAGUGAUUUGGUGUCCCGUGCAAUGCAUCACCUCCAGCCUCUGCACCUAAAGAAUCACAGCAAUGGCACCCCAAUGCACCACAAGCAAGGGUUGGCGUACUGGGAGCCUGAAGCCUUGUAUACCCUCUGCUACUUCAUGCACUGUCCACAGAUGGAGUGGGAGAACCCCAACGUGGAGCCAUCCAAAGUCACCCUACAAACUGAGAGGCCAUUCUUGGUACUGCCUCCCCUGAUGGAGUGGAUCAGAGUGGCAGUAGCUCAUGCAGAACACCGCCGGAGUUUCUCAGUAGACAGUGAUGAUGUCCGACAAGCAGCGAGGCUCCUUCUUCCUGGAGUUGACUGUGAACCUCGGCAGCUGAAGACGGAUGACUGUUUCUGUGCCUCUCGGAAACUGGACGCUGCUGCCACAGAAGCCAAUUUUCUGCAAGAUUUAGGAUUCCGGAUGUUGAACUGUGGCAGGACAGACCUGGUCACACAGGCUGUGUCUCUGCUAGGCCCUGAUGGCAUCAACAGCAUGAGUGAACAGGGGAUGACUCCUCUGAUGUAUGCUUGUGUUCGUGGGGAUGAGGCCAUGGUACAAAUGCUACUGGAUGCUGGAGCAGACAUAAAUAAUGAGGUACCUAACACAGUGCACAAAUACCCAUCGGUCCACCCUGAGACUCGCCAUUGGACGCCACUCACAUUCGCAGUGUUACAUGGACACAUUCCUGUCGUACAGCUAUUGUUGGACGCCAGAGCAAAUGUUGAAGGUUCCUUGCAGGAUGGGGAAGAAAACUAUGCUGAAACUCCUUUGCAACUGGCUUCUGCAGCAGGUAACUUUGAGCUUGUCAGUUUGUUAUUGGAGAGAGGAGGAGACCCCAUGAUUGGAACACUGUACAGGAAUGGGAUUUCGUCUACUUCCCAGGGAGAUAUGAACUCCUACAGUCAGGCUGCUGCACAUGGACACAGGAAUGUGUUCCGGAAACUACUUGCCCAGCCUGAGAAAGGGAAGACUGAUGUCUUGUCCCUGGAGGAGAUGCUGGCUGAAGGGUCUGACCCGGCUGAAAAGAAUCCAGGGCAUUCAAACUCCAGCAGGAACAGCAAGGCCAAGCUUAAAGCCCUGCGUGAAGCCAUGUAUCACAGUGCUGAGCACAGCUACGUGGACGUCACCAUUGACAUUCGCAGUCUGGGCGUGCCCUGGACUCUCCACACAUGGCUGGAAUCCCUGCGCACCUCCUUCCUCCAGCACAGGAGACCUCUCAUCCAGUGCCUGCUGAAGGAGUUCAGCUCUAUCGAAGAGGAGGAGUACACCGAAGAGAUCAUUACUCAUGGGCUGCCAUUGAUGUUUGAAAUUCUGAGAGCCAGCAAGAAUGAAGUGAUAAGCCAGCAGCUGUCUGUUAUUUUUACUCAGUGCUAUGGACCGUACCCCAUCCCAAAACUCACAGAGAUUAAAAGAAAGCAGACGUCACGCCUAGAUCCUCAUUUUCUGAAUAAUAAAGAGAUGUCGGAUGUUACUUUCCUGGUUGAAGGAAAACCAUUCUAUGCGCACAAAGUGUUGUUAUUCACUGCCUCUGCCAGGUUUAAAUCAUUGCUCUCCAACAGACCUGUUGCUGAGAACACAUGUAUUGAAAUCAGCCAUGUGAAGUACAAUAUCUUUCAGCUGGUGAUGCAGUACCUCUACCACGGAGGGACGGAAUCACUUCACGUGAGGAACAAUGAGAUCAUGGAGCUUUUGUCCGCUGCUAAGUUCUUCCAGCUGGAUGCCCUACAGCGUCACUGUGAAAUCAUCUGUGCUAAAAACAUUAAUACUGACACCUGUGUUGAUAUCUACACCCAUGCCAAGUUUCUGGGAACCCCUGAGCUCUCUGCGUAUACAGAGGGCUACUUUCUGAAGAACAUGGUGGUACUGAUUGAGAAAGAAGCCUUCAAGCAGCUGCUGUAUGACAGGCCUUCGGAGAACCCCGGGCCGGACGUGCUGCAGGACCUGGAAAGGACACUGGGAACCAGGAUCCAGUCCAUUCAUCUGUCCUCUUCCAAGGGCUCCAUCGUGUGAGCUGCUAUGGAUUAAGAGCAUCUGUUUUUGGGUUUCUUUAGUUUUUUACACACAACACCUGACUUUCUUGCUUGGCCUGCUUGGAAUGCUUUGGAUAUCUGUGUAGUCUGUGUUAAAUGAUCUAUCUCAUGCUCAUUGGUCAUUUCAUUUGUUUACUGACCAGGAUGCUUGUCCUUCUUAGCCUGUUUCAAAGCAGGGUAUGCUGUAUGAACAACUUGUGCAGACUUCAACUCUGUUGUCAUAAUAGGUCAGUUUUUACAUUAAUAUAUCAGGAGCUAUGCGUUUUUAUCCACAAAAUUGAUGGCACUGGACCAUUUUGCAUAAGGCCCAAUCAUAUUGAUAAGUGACAUAGAUUUAAUGUUAAAAAUGUUUAAAGCAUAUGUGAGAAAUGUAAAUACUUACCUAAUAUUAAUCUAAUGACGAGUUAUAAAUCAAGUAGGAUUAGAUAUUCAUCACACUUUGUAUAACUUUGUGCAAGGAGCAUAAAGUGGCUUAAUAGAUUUAUAUAUAU
Messenger RNA from Acipenser ruthenus (sterlet), 4701 nucleotides. Its product is annotated as ankyrin repeat and BTB/POZ domain-containing protein 3-A-like. The record is from RefSeq and is a predicted model, not a curated record. Bases 2085 to 4190 code for a protein of 701 amino acids. The transcript has 17 exons. Gene Ontology annotation, molecular function: protein heterodimerization activity. NCBI's taxonomy places the organism in Eukaryota, Metazoa, Chordata, Actinopteri, Acipenseriformes, Acipenseridae.